UUUGGAAAUUCAAGAUUAUCCUUAAGUGCCCGCCCUUUCCCAUUCACUAAGUGCUGGUCUGGUGAAUUGUUUCUGUCACGGUUGCAAGCCUGAAGUUUUCUGCACUUCCUACAUUUGCUGCUUUUCCUUUCUUCCGCUCGAUCAGAGAGGAAGGGGAAGUAAAUAUGGAAAAGUGAAGUACCUGUGUCGUUUCCGUGACGGGUGACACUUAUUCUCCGUUGACACACAGAAUCAAGAUUAAGAUGGACAAAAGCGAAAUGGUUUGACACGUGCUCUGGGUUGAAAAAGAACAUAAACAAGAUUCCUACAUUAGAAUUUUGAAAACCAAAUCAUGGAGGGGCCUUCAACUGUGCAAGCUUCACUGUGAAUAAAACUGAUCAGCUCUGAAGGAAAUUCAUACUGCUACCGUUGAGUAACAUAUUUAACCAGCAAUCAUGAGGCUGUUUUUUAGGAAACGAUUUGGUCCAGUCAAACUUGCCAUGGUUAGCGUAAUAUUUAUGAUCUUUAUUUUCAUACUUCAAAGAGAUAUUGUCAAACGAAGCCCAAAGGAUGACUCUUGGUUUAAAGACUUGUCAGGCGGGAAAGACCGCAUGCUGGGAAUUAUGUUCGGAGCGGUGAACAAUAUCCGAGAUUCGAUGCCCAGGUUUCAGAUCAUUGCUCCAGAUCGAGGACAAGAGAUUAUUGAUGACAGCAAGUCCUGUUUACCGGGGUUUUACACUGGGGCAGAACUGAAGACCUUCCUUCCUCGCCCUCCCGAGGAUCCUAACGCACCUGGUGCUGAUGCAAAGGCAUUUCACACAGACAAUCUCUCACCAGAGCAACAGGAGGAGAAAACACGUGGCCUUGACAAACAUUGUUUCAAUGCUUAUGCCAGUGAUCGCAUCUCCUUACACAGGACCCUCGGACCAGACACACGGCCUCCAGAGUGCAUUGAACAGAGAUUCAAGCGUUGCCCUCCUCUACCUUCAACCAGUGUGAUUAUAGUGUUCCACAAUGAGGCCUGGUCCACCUUGCUGAGGACAGUCUACAGUGUGAUGCAUACCUCUCCAGCCAUACUCCUCCAGGAAAUCUUGUUAGUGGAUGAUGCCAGCACAGAUGACUAUUUAAAAGAACAACUGGAUGAAUAUGUAAAGCAGUUCCGGAUAGUGAAGGUUGUCCGACAAGUGGAAAGGAAGGGAUUGAUAACUGCGAGGCUCCUGGGGGCUAGUGUCGCCACUGGAGAAGUGUUGACUUUUCUUGAUGCUCACUGUGAGUGCUUCAAUGGCUGGCUGGAACCUUUGCUGGGAAGAAUAGCUGAAAAUUAUACAGCUGUGGUAAGCCCUGACAUCACUACCAUUGACCUCAAUACCUUUGAAGUAUCCAAACCUGUCCAGUAUGGAAGGCAGCACAAUCGAGGUAACUUUGACUGGAGUUUAUCAUUUGGCUGGGAGGCCAUUCCACCUCAUGAGAUAGAAAGAAGAAAAGAUGAAACCUAUCCAAUCAAGACUCCUACGUUUGCCGGUGGCCUCUUUGCGAUCUCCAAAGCUUACUUUGAGCUGAUUGGAACAUACGACAACCAGAUGGAAAUAUGGGGAGGAGAGAAUGUGGAAAUGUCAUUCAGGGUCUGGCAAUGUGGUGGGCAGUUGGAAAUCAUUCCUUGCUCGGUGGUGGGCCAUGUGUUCCGUACCAAGAGCCCUCACAGCUUCCCAAAAGGUGUGCAGGUAAUUGCCCGCAACCAAGUGCGCCUGGCUGAAGUCUGGAUGGAUCACUACAAGGAGCUGUUUUACAGGAGAAAUCAGCAAGCAGCAAAGAUGGCACAGGAGAAAAGUUUUGGAGAUCUUUCAGAAAGGUUUCAGUUGAAAGAGCAUUUAAAAUGCAAGAACUUUACCUGGUACCUGCAAAACGUGUAUCCUGAAAUCUUUAUACCUGAUUUCUCUCCAGUGCGUUAUGGGGCAAUUAAAAACCAGGGAACGGGAAGCUGCCUGGAUGUUGGGGAAAACAAUCAUGGUGGGAAACCUCUGAUAAUGUAUCCAUGCCAUGGAAUGGGAGGCAACCAGUAUUUCGAAUACACAUCUCGGUCUGAAAUCCGCCACAACAUCGGGAAGCAACUGUGUCUUCAUGCUGUGUACGGCCCGGUUCGAUUAGAGCUAUGUAAAUACAAAGGAAAGGAUACAAGAGUGCCAGGAGAGGAACGCUGGGAAAUUUUACACGACAACCUAAAAAAUUCUGCCACAAAUCAGUGCUUGACUGCGUCAGGACAGAACCCAACCAUGGCCUCGUGCAACUCUGCAGACCCGUAUCAGCAGUGGUCUUUUAUCUAGCCAGAGGGAGGAGCUGCUCCGAGAAAGCAUCAGAAUUGGAUAAAAAGUGGACAACAUUGAAGUGGCCUGAUUUAAAAGCCAGCCUUUCACCAUUGAACCUUUUCGUGAUUGUGGAUUUUGCCUCUAAGCAUGGAGAGCAAAGAAAUCUCGUGGAUUGUGGAUUUCCACAAUAUUUUUUCCGUGUCCCAUUUGCUCUGGAAUUGAAGUUAUCCCCUUCUAAUUAUUUUAUAUAUUUAAUGUUAUCUUACCCCACCUCCCCAUCAUUGAAUAUUCCUCGUUUAAAAAUGAAUAUGAUUUGCACUGAAAAAGAGAAUGCAUGUGUUUUUAGGAACCUCUGCAUGUUCCAGAAGACUUAUGUGUCAGAUUUAGGUGGAUUUGGAUUAGAUUCAAUUUACAGGUAUAUCAAUUCAGCACUGUGACCCAAAGCAAGGCAGUAACAAAAUGUGAUACCAUCUUAUGCAUUUCAUGCAUUAUGCAGCAGGAAGUAAAUGGGAAUGAAUUGUGCUGUCAUUUACUUCCUGUUAUUGGAAGAAAGGGAGUGGGGAGAUGGUUGUCUGAACUCAUGUUUUGAUAUUUUCUUUAUCCAAAUAUGGCUGAGAAUUCCUGUUGAAAUUCCUAAAAUUUUGGGUUGGGAAACAAAUCAUUUCAAAUUUGAUGACAUUCACUUUGAUAGUCUCCACCUUUCCAUGCAGUCUAGCAUCUCAACAAAUUCCUUAAACACCAUGAAACCCUAGGUGCAGCACCAGAAAUACAAUUAUGUGGGAUUCCUGUUGCAAGCUGUUCAUUAAGCCAGUAAUUGGGAAGCAGACAAGGCAGUUCUCUGAAUGGUAAAUGCUCAACCUAAGCCAGGCUGUCAAAAUGACAAACGCAAGAAAGGGAUUUUUAAACAGAAAAAAAUCGGGAGGACAAGUCUAUUCAGAAAGUCUGCAUUAAUGUUGUUGCAUGUUGGAACAUAGUACUUACUGAAAAGCUUGGGCUUAGAUCUUGGUCCAGUCUCUCUAUCCUUGGUUUAGAACGAUACACUUUCUCAAUUGAAACAAUGCUGAAUUUAAAACCAGUUCGGCUGAAAAGGUUGUGGAUUCAACCCUGCCAUCUACUUUGACAGUACAGUACUCAUUCAAUAGCAUUGUUUCUUUGGACGAGAUGUUAAACUACAACUCCAUUUGCUCCCAUGGUACAUAAAUGCAGGUUUGUUAACUCAGUUUGGAGUUUAAGUAUGAUGAGUUAUCAGUGUCUUAAUGUAAGUUAUUGUAUAUUUUGGCACACCAUGUAUCAGAGCUCUAGUCAGAGAUGGCAAGAGAUAGCUGUUUUCCUAUGAAAUUAUAAACCCCCUCUCAACUAUUCACCAGGGAAAGAUGUAGAUAGGAAAGACAUUUCUCCUGAAGGUAGUGGGAUGGUAAAGUGUGUCACCUCAAAGUUAACAUUUUAAAUAAGAGAAGGGUACGUGGGCUGGAGACGGCAUAAGGAUCAUGUUGAAAUGGACCAGAAAAAAAACACAGAAGUUCCUUGAAUCAUUCAAGUGAGACUUUUGUCCCCAGAUUUCUGCUGGAAAUAUGUUCUGGUUUUUGAUAUUCUUCAAUUAGUACAAAUUAUGAAUCUCCAAAAGAAUAUUGUAUCAAAUGGGAAACGAAUAUUAAAGGGAAAAUGUAACCCUC
Messenger RNA from Hemiscyllium ocellatum (epaulette shark), 3955 nucleotides. Its product is annotated as polypeptide N-acetylgalactosaminyltransferase 6-like. The record is from RefSeq and is a predicted model, not a curated record. The transcript is spliced from 13 exons. Bases 435 to 2300 code for a protein of 621 amino acids. Lineage: Eukaryota; Metazoa; Chordata; Chondrichthyes; Orectolobiformes; Hemiscylliidae. Gene Ontology annotation, cellular component: Golgi apparatus.